Drosophila rhopaloa is the source of this 4225-nucleotide messenger RNA. RefSeq names its product zinc finger protein 646. The transcript is spliced from 6 exons. The record is from RefSeq and is a predicted model, not a curated record. The coding region runs from base 135 to 3962 and encodes 1275 amino acids. NCBI's taxonomy places the organism in Eukaryota, Metazoa, Arthropoda, Insecta, Diptera, Drosophilidae.
CGGCAACGCAAUGGCAAUUCCUCUUUCUCCGGUCGUUCGUGGGCAUUUUGCGAGAAAACUUUUCGCCGCAUUUAAAAUCGUACCCAGCGAAGCAUGCGAACGGCAUAAGGAUUGGAUAUAAGGGCUAGCGAGUGAUGAACAACCAGCGAUAUGGCGGCAUCCAGUGGAUACAGCACCACGUCUCCGCCGGCGACUCCUCGGAAGUGGACAUCCUGGAGAGUGACGGUGGAGCGGGGGCGACGGGCGAGGACCUGGACCAUAUGGCAGCCGAGAAUCUUAUAUUCAUGGCGCGCGACGGCCAGCUGAGCGAGAUGAUGGCGGCCAACGAAGCGGGCGGAACAGUCCUAGUCACUGCCGAUGGCACAACGGUGGCCUAUGCUGAAUCCUUUGACGAUGACGCCCAGGUGGUCACGGAGGAGGUCAUUACUGACGACUGGGUGCAGCACCAGGGUGCCGAGCGUGUGGAAAUCGCAGCCGAGCAGAUAGCCGGCAUCAGCAGCUCGCAGGAACUGCUGGAUAUGGAGCAGGAUGAGUACACCGCGCUGAGACCGUAUCCCUGCGACUUUUGCAGCCGUCGGUUUCGGAAGAAGGCCACCUUGAACAACCACAUGCUGGCCCACCAAAACGAUCGACCGCAUCUCUGCAAGCUGUGUGGAGCCCGAUUCUCACGACGGGCAGAGCUCAUCAGUCAUUUCAAAGCCCACGCAGAGGCCCAGGAUGCAGCCGAUGCGGAAGCAGCAGCCGCUGCAGCCGAUUCCUCCUCCUCCAUUAAGUUCGAGCACCAGUCGCAGCGGCAAUUGGACGAUCACUACUACGAGCAGGAGUGGCCACUCUACCAACAGCAGCAGGAGCAAGAUCAGUCGCAACAGGAGAUGCAGCAUCACCAUCAGAUAUUGGAGGUGGGCGAGGUUCAGCUACUUGAUAGCUAUCCGGAAGCAGUAGCUCCGCCCGCAGCACCAACGCGGGGCAGGAUCAGUCGGCUUAAGCCCAAGGAGGAGAGCAGCCAGUUUAUUGUGAUUUCCGACAAGCCGAUCGCCAGCGAUUUGAGGGACUACAUGGACUCUGAGCCGGCUCAGCCUGUGGUCGCAACAUCGCACCCCAUCGCCGUCGAACCUCCGCCACAGCCAAAUUUCCCAGUGCUGGAUGACAGCAAACCCUUCGUGUGCCAGCAGUGCGGACUGGCCUUUGCGCGGGAAAAGGCACUCGUCUCACACACAAAGAACCACCGCGUGGACUCGCCUUUCGAAUGUAAUCAGUGCCAGGAGAUGUUCUGGGACAACACUAGCUUGCAGGAGCACCAGAAGACGCACCAGUUCGAGGAGAGUAACUCGGAGUACGAUCCUGCUUCGGCGGAGGAUAGUGCCAGCGAAUCGGAGCCCGAGGAGCAGUUGUACGGCGAGUUCUAUUGCAACGAGUGCGGGAUCUCUUUCCAUCGCCAGGAUCUGCUGCGGCGCCAUGCCAAAAUGCACUGCAAGCAAACGGAUCAGGCAGCCGGUGAAGGCAAUUCCGAUGUUACUGCUGGUGGAGAGAUAGAGCUUGCCAAAGAUUCAGGCGGUCACUGCUGUCACACCUGCGGAAAGUCCUUUCCCAGCGCAUUGGAGAUGCUUGCCCAUGCCGAAAUCCACGCUAGAUUCCCGCCCUUCAAGUGCGUCCUAUGCGGAAUCAGCUUUUACGAGGAGCAGGCAAUAAAGCGGCACCUGCACACCCGCCACCCCAGCGAACUGAAGGCUAACUCCUGUGUGCUGUGCGGCAAGGAGUGCCGCGACCGCAAGGCUCUGAUUAAGCACGCGUGGGACCAUUCGCGCGAAAAGUGCCACUCGUGCUCCAAGUGCGGCAAAAACUUCCACAACAAGGCGCGCCUGAAGCGGCACAUGGCCUCGCAUCGCGACAAGUCAGUGGUGUGCGAGGUGUGCCAGGAGGAGUUCCCCGACGGUCGAACACUCUCCAACCACCGCCACUCCCACAGCACCACUUCGCCGGGCAAGCUGUUUCCGUGCCACGAGUGCGGCAAGACGUUUGGAUCGCGUAGCUCCCAGCAGAUCCAUGUGCGCAUCCAUACUGGUGAGCGGCCAUACGGCUGCCGCUACUGCUGGAAGGCCUUUGCCGACGGUGGCACGCUGCGAAAGCACGAGCGCAUUCACACGGGCGAAAAGCCGUACGCCUGCUCCGUUUGCCCGCGCGCCUUCAACCAGCGUGUGGUGCUGCGCGAACACAUCCGCUCACAUCAUUCUGGGCUGGAUGUGGCACGGAAUACUUACCACUGCACGGUCUGCUCCGAGGACCUAGCCUCGUCCAACGACCUCAUCCAGCAUCUCAUUCAACACAGUGAUUCAAACACCGCCAAGCAGCGCCAGCCCAUUACGGGGCCGCGCAAGUACAAGCGUCGACGUAAGCUGCAGCCUCACGAGAUCGCACACAUGCGGGCGGAGCACAAGGAUACCAACGGCGAAGAGGAGGAUGCCAUAGGAGGGGGCGAUGCAGAUGAGUACACUAGCGACAUCGACCUUUGUGACUUCGAUGUGGAGAAUGUGGACGAUAUCUUUGAAAUGGCCGAGUCGCCCAAAAAGGAAAAGAGGAAAAGGUCGUCGGGAGCUCCAAAGGCUGAACCCAAACCAGCGGCUAAUGGCAAAACGGUGAAGUCGGCCCAGGAAAAGAACAAGGCCAAAUCAAGAUACGACUCUACCAGCAGUCAACAAUCAGAUCGCAUCUGGGAGGAGAAGUUCCUGCAAGACAGCCAAGUGGCUCUUUUCCAGAUCGAUUCGCUAGUUGUGGUUAACGAUACUCACCUGCAGCCCUCCAGUUCCACUGGAUCUGCAGCCGUACCCAAAACAAGAGGAGCCGCCAAGCAGCAGGGAAAAGUGCAGGCUAAACCUGCAGAAGUGGCAGACAACCUUAACACGUCCGUUUCCACAUCCACCGGCGCCUCCACCACUUCCAGCAGUCGCAGCAGGAAGAAGGCAGGAACUACAAAGACUGCCAGCAAAGCACCACCUGCCAUCAAUUCGCGACCCCGAAUGAUUCACACAGAGAAGGCCAAAGUACCGAAGGGAGCUGGCGGAGAAUCAUCCAGCAGUGCAGCCAAGAAGACGCGAUCCAAGACCUACAUCAGUCGAACAGAGACAACUAAUCUAAGUCUAGAGAAAUCACGCAGCAGUGCCUCAAACAUGGUGGAUGACUAUGAGAUCAUUUCUCCGGCCACCCAUCCGCCAAAUCAGAUCAGCUCCAGCCCUCUGCACAUCAAACAGGAGCAGGAGCAGCGUGUUCAACUAAUGUAUGAUGAUAAUCUCCUAAUAGAUGCUGGUCUGCUCAGGGAAAAGACGUACGAGAAGUUCAACCCGAGCAUUGUUAAUCUGGAGGAGAUUCUGCGUUCGCCACUAAAACACGAGAGGAAUUCCCGCCUACGUUUCACCAGCGAAUCCUCGACAACCCCGCAAUUUCUGCCCGAAGAGGAGCAGAACCUUAUUAAGAUCGAGCCAACGUCUCCAGACUUGCGGGAGAUGGUGGAGAGCCAGCAAAGAGUCACGGCACCCAGUGGGACCACUCCUUCGUCCUCAUCCUCUGCCAGAACUUCCAGACAUCUUCGUCAGAUCACUGCCAAUGGUGCAAGGACAGAGAGCAGGAGGACUGCAGGAGGCAUUACCAGCAAAUCAAUAGCAGGCCCGGGAGUUGCCAAAAAAGUAAACACUGCCACCAAGGUCAGCAGCAGCUCAUCCUCGUACCUCAAUUACGGGGUAGAUGCAUACAAUGUGAACGUACCUGCCAGCACAAGCAAUGUCGAUGUGGGCAGCGGUUUCUUUUCCAUCUCGGAGGUCGUCUCCGCUGCCGAUGCCGCGGAUGCGGCGGCUAUGGCGGCGGCGGCUGGCAAAUUGGAACGCAAGUCCCGCAGCUUUGAGUGCGAAAUGUGCUCAGCCAUCUUCUACGAUCGCGCCCAACUGCUGGAACAUGUGCAUAUCCAUAUUUAGAUGGAAGCUACCUAAACUACUCGCCCGAAGCCUUGUAUUUUUAAAACCUCUUAUCCUAAUACACACAAAGAUUCGGAGUAAAUUACCUCAUGGUAUCGUGCAUCGAAAAAUAUCGUUGACUUAUGCGUUAUUUAAAAAAUUGAACACACAACUAUUGUAGAGAGCUUAGUUCGUAAGGCUUUUAAGUUUGUACCUCAGCUUUGUUUUGAAGAAUUGGUAUACUGGAAUAAAUAUAUCAUUAAAUGGUUUUUCAUUGCCUCAAA